GUCCUACAUCCAGAGAAGCAUCCCCAUAAGGAGCGCGUCCUUCUCGCAGGUGGACUUCUCGCCGUCGGACGGGAAGUAUAUCCGGUGCGUGGCGCGCGCCAGCCCGUACGCGUCGCCAGCUGCGGCACCGCCGCCUGCGGCUGUACCACCUCCGACGGCGGCAGGUGGUUCCCUGACGCUGCCGCGCAAGCGAGCGCCAGCUGCCGACCUAGCCGUGCCCUCUACCGAAGAGCAAGUCGCGGGAGGCUCCACUCCCUCCGUAGACUCGGCCGUCGGCUCCGACGAAGGCCUCGUCGCCCCCACCUCGACGAUAUCUUGCGGUAAGCCGCCUGACGGUACCGCCUCGUCCGAGGCCUCGCACAAGCCGUCCGGAGCGCGGUCUCUGACGUAUCCACUACCGAGGAGGGGCUCGCGAUCCGACGACGACAUUCCCUUCACGUCCAUCGACGGCAACGGGCUAAAGAGCCUGCUGUGCACUCCAUUGAGCUCCUGCGCCGUCCGAGAGCUGCCCGAAGUCGCCGAGGAGAGCGAAACGUCACUGACCGACAGCGGCGUGGCGGCCAACGUUAGCGAGUUAGGAGAUAAGCAGCACCCAGAUACGCCGCCCGCGCCCGACACGUCCGCUCCCACAGCUGACGCGGAUGCGGACGCGGCCUGCCACCAAUCGAUCGGAACCGAGCCGUCCGUUACCGACGAACACCGAGAACUACCUGACGCGUCUGGCGACGUACGCGAGUAUACGGCGCACGUAGUGUCCAAGACCGUCGAGUAUGCCAAAGCGCACGACCAAAACGACGGAGAACUCGAGGAUUACGAGAACUGCGAGUACGCUUUUCAGAAAUGCUACGAGGACGAUUCCGGUGAAAUCUUGGAAUACUUCAAGGAUCCCGACCGAGAGGUUGCCGAAAAGAUGGAAACGAGAACGCUAUUAGACGACAGCGAAACGGCCGAGCGACCUAGCGCUAGAGAAACUGAGGGCGACACCGCCGAGUCCGAUACGGGAUCGGGUCCAGUUUUCGUGGCGCAGUGGCCGAAAGAAAAGGCCGAAUAUCGAGACGUGGGGACGGACAGUCCGACAUCGGCCGUAAGAAUCAGUUUGCAACCUUCUAGUCACAAAAGGGGCCGGUCGGAGGGCGAGAUUACGCUCGGCCGAAGACAGGUCUGCUACACGCCGCCGCCCACGCCCCCGCGCGAGAGGGAAGAGGCGGCGUCCGCACAGCGGUCCAGCGCUGACGUCAGCUCGGACGCGGUGGAAGGGAGCGCGCAGCGGCAGCAGCAGCAGCAGCAGCAGCGGCGCCAGCGCACGCUCCAGCACGAAGACGACGAAGAGUGGAGGCCGGCGGCGCCGGCGCCGGCGCCGACGCGUCCGCAGCUCACCUGCCAGAGCUCCGAGGAGAGGGAGGAGCCCCGGGGGUGCAAGGCCCACCCCCUAUAUAGGGCGGACAGCCUGUCGGAGGGCGACAGCGACCAGGGCGGCAGCGGCGGACGCCGACACACAGCGUCACCGGCCACCUUCCUCGCCGACAUGUCCGACUCCGACGGCGCGCGCUCGCGCAGCCCGCAGCCACCGCGCCGCUACUCCAAGCGGCCGCUGCGCGGGCCCUACGGCCAGAUGCUGGAGGCCGAGAUGCAGAAGCCGGAGCCGCGCAUCCACUCCAGAUUCCACUGCAGCGAGGACCUCAAGUUCCUGGAGGAGCUGGCGGGUCCGCCGAGCGCCGGGCCGUCGCGCGCGCCCACGGUCCAGUCUCUGGACGAGCCUCAGGUGCACCGGCCGCGGCCCGCCGCCCGCGCCGCCCCUGCUGCCGCCCCUGCUGCCGCCGCGGCGUCGCCCUCGCCGUCGCCCUCGCCGUCGGCGUCGCCCGCUCCGCGCCCCGCCGCGGCACAGCCGGCAACCGGCGCCAGGCGCAAGGUUAGCGGCGGCACGCCGCCCUGCCACCAGCGCACCGCCUCCAGCCCGUCGCAGCUCGAGGGCGGCCAGCGCCGCCGCCACCACGCACUCGCCGAUCUGCUCGCCGAGGGGCACGACCGCAUCUACGCGGCCCCACAGCAGCUAAAGGACACAAGAACUCAUGUUGCUGUCGAGAUUCUGGAGACGGAACGAUCUUACGUGGAGUCACUGCACAUUCUAGUCUUCAAAUACCUGAAGCAGCUGAAGAGUCCGGAAAAUGCUGGUCUGGUCGAUUCCGCGCUGGUGGACGAAAUAUUCUACCAGAUUCCAUCUAUUCUCUCUCACCAUGAGGUAUUUCUGGCUGAGCUUCAGAAGAAGCUAGAUGAUUGGGACCAGCAGCAAACAAUUGGAGAUGUUUUUGUAGAGGCAUUUACAAAACAACAUGUAAUUGAUAUGUACAUAUCAUUCAUAAACAACUGGAAGUCAGCAAAAGAAGCAGUUAAAGCUACAUGCCAAGCAAAACCAGCAUUUGCCAAAUUUCUAGAGGCUAUGGCACGUGAGCAUAAAGGAAAACUUGCUCUGGACUCACUGCUUAUUAUGCCUGUACAAAGGAUACCACGAUAUGAACUGCUUCUUCAAACACUUAUCAAGAACACAGAACAGAGCCAUCCAGACUACAACUUACUUCUGUCAGCACAACGUGAGGUACAUGUCUUGGCUGUGAAAAUCAACUGUACUGAACGAGAGAGUAUGGAAGCAGAACAACAGCAAGCAAUGCUUAGGGAACUGGAAAAUGUUAUUGAAGGCUGCUCCAAUAUAUUCACUCCAGAUAGAGUGUUUCUGCGUUUUGAUUUGGUGUCCGUUACUGGAGAUGCAGCUGGCUCUGGCAAUCCAGAGCGUGGAUUGUUCCUUUUUAAUGAUUUACUCAUUAUUACUACAGUUAAACGCCGCAGUGGUGCUAUCAGGAAGCCUUCAGCCAUCCUACCAGCAAACCUGAUCCAGCAGUUGGAAGGAAACAAACACAGAAUGGCGAUGAGACUCCUCCUUGAAGAUGUUGAGAUAGUAAAACUUAAAGAUGACAUCUUAAGAGAUUUGGUACGAGAGGUUGAAAAUCUUGCUGAGGAUGCCGUACUUCUGACUCAAAUGGGAGAAAUAGCAGCCCGAUUACACACUGACCAUAAUCUACUUGACGACAUCAUCCGUGAAAUGCUGUGUUAUGUGAACAAGCAAUUGUCUGAACAUAAUGGCAGUGAGUCAAAGCUUUCCCACAUUGAGUUCAUCAUCAGUUCAGAAGGUGCUGCAACUGACUCACUUGUUGUGGUAUUCUCUUCACAAGAUAAGAAAGCAGACUGGGAGGAGGUUUUUAAUGAUGCUAAGCAGAAACUUGUAUUGUCUGCUGAAAGAAGAGGAUCACCAGAGUUUGUUCUACCUCUCCCAAUUCGCAAGACACGGGCUGGCUUGCAGUUCACCUGUGCUGCUCCUACAUUGGGCACAGAUGCUCGAGAUGUUUGGGUAUGCAAUAGUGAUGGGUAUGUUGGCCAAGUGUGUGUCCUAAGCCUCAGCCCAGAACCUACUGUAGUAUCCUGUAAUGGUGUCUGCAACGCACGCAUACUUUGUAUAGCUUCAGUUCCUGCUGUUGACUCGGGUCGUUCUGAUUAUGGAUUUGGACACAGCAACUUCUUCAACAGCAAAUCUGGGAUCAGCAUUUCAGUAGAAGACACUGAUGAGGGAAAUCUUCAUUAUGACAGCAGCUCUUCUAGUGAUGGUGACUAUGAAACAGAAGAGUGUGUUGGGGCAGAUGAAGAACCAAAGAACAAUUCAAUGGAGCCAAUCAGUAUAACAGCAACACCAAGUGAAGUGAGCAUAGCCACAGUGCCUGCCUCAGAGGAUAGUGACAGCAUGCAGCCCACCAUGUGGCUUGGUACUGAAGAUGGCUGCAUCCAUGUCUACAACUGCACUGAUAACAUCAGAAUCAAGAAGAACAAGAUUAAAAUUCAACAUGGCUCAUCAGUACAUUGUAUCAUAUACCUGGACAACAGAGUUUUUGUGUCCUUAGCAAAUGGAGAUAUCACGGUGUACACUAGAGACUCAAAUGGUGGAUGGAAUACCACUGACCCACUGACAGUUGGUGUUGGGACAGCAGCAAUGCCAGUGACACGAAUGCUGUCCAUUGGAGGAAAGCUUUGGUGUGGUUGUCAUAAUACAAUAAAAAUUCUGAACACUGUUUCACUCAACAUUGAGCAUUCCUUUCAAGUAAACUCUGACAGCAGUCGAUCUGUAACAUGUUUGGCACUGGCAGGAUUUGGUGUUUGGAUUUCCUUACAGAAUUCAGCAGUUGUAAAACUUUUCCAUGCAAUAUCAUAUGAAUGCCUCUGUGAUGUUAAUGUUGCACCUGCAGUAACAAAAAUGUUACAAAGUUGUGAUGACAUUAUCCGGCAACAUAAAGCUGCUUGUCUGAGGGUAACUUCACUGCUUGCAUGUAAAGACAUGCUGUGGAUUGGGACAAGUGCAGGAGUUAUCCUUAAUAUGCGACUCCCACACAUCACUCCUUCUACAACUAAAGUUACCACAGUACCAACAGCAUCAGGAAUGCCACAUGGCCAUACAGGACAUGUACGUUUCCUGACAUGUGUGGAAACUGGCUAUCAGCAUGUCACAAAAGAAUCUUUAAAGCAACAGUCAGGGAUGUUUGUACGUCAGGUUGGGAGGAGCAGAGGUGAAGGCAGCAGUUCAAAAUCAACUCUUCUUGUAAUCUCAGGUGGAGAUGGAUAUGAAGAUUUUCGUACAUCAGGUGUAUCUGAAGUAGCUGGUCGGGAGGACUCUACUAAUCACUUAUUACUGUGGCUUGUAUAAGCUGCAUAUAAUUGCUACUUAUUUACCUGCUCAGACUAGUCUACUUUAAUGUGUACAUUUGUGUUAAAUAACCUGCUGUUACCUGUGGGUAAAGCUUGUGCUAGUCACUCAUUUUGUACAUUAAUGCAGAUCACUGUAAACAUCUCAUUACAUCCCAUAAAGUAUUUAGUUACUUUUAUAAGUAAGUUAUGUCAGCAUUUAGAUUUGAACUCAAUGCAUUAUUUAUAUUGAUGAAGAGAUCUUAUGAUUGAAUAAUUGUUAGCUAUAUAAAACUGAUUGACUAGUUACGAUUUUGUUUAUAUGUAAUUAGUCUAUUGGAAAGCAGCUAUGUACAUAUAGUAGUAUCACUUCUGCAAAAGGAAAUGUGAGUUAGCAUUAGUGAUAUGAAUUUGAUACUUCUAUAAGUGAUUCAGUAUUAAUCUCAUUCAGAAAUGUCAGUGUGCAUUAUGAGUAUUUUUUCCAAGACAUUAGGAAGUGUUAUGUUGCUUAAAUGUGACAGUUCUGUUUUUGGAAUAACUGAGUCUGGAAAGCUACACUGUAAUUUGGAAAUAUUUACGCUUUCUGUUAAAAAUAGCAAGAUACCAGAUUUUAUGGUUGUGUGAGAGUCAUUUCAUUUUUGAAAUGGCACUGAUGAUGGUGAUAUGUAGCUCUACUCCAGUUUGUUGAUACUUGUUUUUAAUAAUCAGCAUUUUAUUUUCAUAAUGAAUGAUGCAAACAUCCCAUGAAACUUUAUAUUGUUAAUUGUUAUUGUAUACAUGUAUUUUGUUUAAAAUGAUAUAUUUCUUUAACAUGAUUGUGAUAAGUUACUGUGUGUGUGUGUGUGUGUGUGUGUGUGUGUGUGUGUGUGUGUGUGUGUGUGUGUGUGUGUCAGAGAGAGGGAGGAGGAAGAGAGAGAGAGAGAGAGAGAGAGAGAGAGAGAGAGAGAGAGAGAAAAGAGCAAUGGGUGGAAAAGGAAAAAGAAAUGUUAACUGAACAUUGUUACGUAGUUAACUACAUUCUGGCCAUGAUUGAUCAAAAGAUCUCUAUAAAACUAAUAAAUUUUUAUAGCAAACUGUAUUCAAAUAAAAAAAAAUCUGCUAGCCUUUCUUGUAAUAUAAAAAAGAAAAUAAACUAUGACUGGUAUGUAACACUGCUCAAGGAAUGAUCAACAUCUAAUAAGACAUUAUUUUACAGAAAAGAGGCAAUUGUACAACAACAAAAUUUAUAUCCUACAAGUAUUUAAACAUUAAUGUAAAAUAUCAGAACUAAAUGGCAUGUGAAAGUCCAUAGAAUAAUGUCUGGAAGAUCUAAUUGUCCUGUACUGUAUGUAGAAACGUGAAUACAAUAUUGACAGAAAAAAAUGACAUUUAUUUUUCCAAGUUUUCUUAGUACAUGCAUAUUCAUAAUAAUAGACCCUAAGUUAAAAGACAUCAUAAAAUACACAGUAGCUCUAGAAUGAAUUUUAGUCAACAGUUUAAUUCUCAGUGAGUUAUGUUUCAUUGUAACGAAAACACUAACAUGGUACACCAGCACACCAGUUGGAUUUAGGUGUGUACCUCUAUGUUUGGUUCCUACUUUGUGAAAGUAUGAAAAAAAUCAUUAUUUAUGAAAUUGUUUUAAAAAAUAUUAGACACAGUAUUUAACUGCAUUAGAAUUAAUUCCAACUGAAAUGGAACAAAGCAAACAACAUAAUGAAGAAAUAUAUCUGUUAUUAAUAUCA
Messenger RNA from Schistocerca gregaria, 6440 nucleotides. RefSeq names its product rho guanine nucleotide exchange factor 17. NCBI's taxonomy places the organism in Eukaryota, Metazoa, Arthropoda, Insecta, Orthoptera, Acrididae. The coding region runs from base 911 to 4741 and encodes 1276 amino acids. Gene Ontology annotation, biological process: actin cytoskeleton organization. The transcript has 18 exons. Gene Ontology annotation, molecular function: guanyl-nucleotide exchange factor activity; protein binding. The record is from RefSeq and is a predicted model, not a curated record.